Molecule: messenger RNA, 830 nt
Organism: Dioscorea cayenensis subsp. rotundata (Guinea yam)
Lineage: Eukaryota; Viridiplantae; Streptophyta; Magnoliopsida; Dioscoreales; Dioscoreaceae
Product: temperature-induced lipocalin-1
Source: RefSeq, a predicted model, not a curated record
AAAGCUCGGCAAUGGCGAAGACGACGACGAUGUCGGUGGUGAAGAACCUGGACAUCAAGCGCUACAUGGGACGGUGGUACGAGAUCGCAUCAUUCCCCUCCUUCUUCCAGCCGCGCAACGGCGAGAACACUAGGGCGACGUACACGCUGAACGAAGACGGGACGGUGCAUGUGCUUAACGAGACGUGGAGCAACGGCAAGCGGGAUUAUAUCGAGGGCACGGCGUACAAGGCCGAUCCGGCCAGCGAUGAGGCGAAACUCAAGGUCAAGUUCUAUGUGCCGCCGUUCUUGCCGAUAAUCCCUGUUACUGGGGAUUACUGGGUGUUGUUCAUUGAUGAGGAUUAUGAGUACGCGGUCAUUGGGCAGCCCUCUAGGAAAUAUCUCUGGAUACUAAGUAGAAAAACUCACAUAGAUGAAGAGUUGUACAAUCAGUUGGUAGAGAAAGCUAAGGAAGAAGGCUAUGAUGUGAGCAAGCUUCACAAGACUCCACAAGCUGAUCCUCCACCAGAGUCUGGGCUUGCCCCAAAUGACACCAAUGGCAUUUGGUGGAUCAAAUCCCUCUUUGGAAAGUAAAACAUAUUCCCCUCUUUAUUAUUAUUAUUAUUAUUAUUUUUGCUAUUAUUAUAUUGCUUGCAUAUUUGGGGAAUAGUAAAUAAACUUAAACAUUUGGAUGAUCAGUGAUUUCAUGCAUUAGUGUUUGUAGUUUGUAGUGUUUUUAUUUGGGUAAAAUGUGUAUUUUGUUGGAGGAUCUUAUGUUGAUGUUAUGGAAAACUUUUAUGUAUAUAGCAUAUGUAUGCAAAUUGAGUUUUUAUUUUGAUUGUUUUGUUUGAA